Molecule: messenger RNA, 511 nt
Organism: Rosa chinensis
Lineage: Eukaryota; Viridiplantae; Streptophyta; Magnoliopsida; Rosales; Rosaceae
Exons: 2
Coding region: 143-496 (117 amino acids)
Source: RefSeq, a predicted model, not a curated record
AAAAUUUACAUAAACUAGUUCAACGUUGUCGAUUCAAGUAUGUGACUGUCUAUCUUCUUCUUCUUCCCUGUUUCGACUUCUAAUGCGACACCGCUUUGGAUUGAAUGAGCACUCAAUCGUUUUUGUUAGUUCUGGUUUUUAAAUGGAGAUGGUCGGAUUACUGGUAGCGAAGGCGCGAAGUUCUUCGCCAUGUCCAAGCUUUCUAGACCUGAACUCAAGCAGGAAGUCCCAAAGGCCUAGCCGCUUCAGGAGCUCCUCAUGGCGCUGCAAGUUACAGAUUUUUAGCGGGCACAAAGGGAAUUGGGUUCAGGGUUUGUCUGAGGAAUUCAAGUUUGUGUUGAGCAGCUUUUGGAUUCCUCUUUCGAUCUCUGCGGGAGAAGGUUAUGAGGUACCUGAACGAGAAGAGUACCCAUCUUCGCUGGAGAAAAGGGUCAGAGAUGGAGACGAAACGAGAAAAGUUGAAGGCAAAAAGGAAGACUUCUCUAUUUGGAAUUGAGAUUUGGAUCCACCC